AUGGCCCGCUCCGCUGUUGCUGCCGUUGACCAUCUCGUCCGUGACAGCCAUCGUGAGUACUACUACCACGACCUUGCCACCCGUCGUACGACCCGCCCGUCACGUGGUCGCCCCUCGACGACCACACGCCGGCAAAAGCGCCAGCCGCGAGCUCCGAAACAGAUUCUCGCCCCGCCCGAGCCGUAUGUCACAGAAUAUAAUACCGACUCUACCGACGCGACGAACGCCGUCAAAGCAGCGAAAGAUAAGAGAAAGCGAUCCACCACCCGUCGUAACGGCCCGGCCACCGACGAUUCUAUUCGGCGCUACCUUCACGAGAUCGGCGAAGUUAAGCUUCUGGAUGCUGAGAGUGAGAUUAAUUUGGCGAGGGAGAUCGCGAAGCUUCUUGAGCUCGAGAGAAUUUCUGCUACCCUGAAGGAUGCCAACGGCUUCGAGCCCGCCAUUCCGGAAUGGGCUGCGGCCGCCGACAUGAAUAUCGAAGUCUUCCGUGAGACCUUGCGACGCGGCCUUCGUGCAAAGGAGCACAUGGUUGCCGCUAAUUUGAGGCUUGUCGUGUCAAUUGCGAAGAAGUAUCUCAAUCGCGGACUCAGUUUCCAAGACCUCAUUCAGGAGGGUAGCAUUGGACUCAUUCGUGGCGCGGAGAAGUUCGAUGGCAACAAAGGCUUCAAGUUUUCUACCUACGCUACCUGGUGGAUUCGACAGGCUAUCACCAGAGCCAUUGCUGAUCACUCCAGACCGAUUCGGUUACCCGUUCAUGUCAACGAUACCAUCGCCGCGAUCAAGAAAGCCACCAAACUAUUGAGCACCGAGAUGAACCGUUCGCCUACGGAAACGGAAAUCGCCGAGCGCUUGCAAAUAUCUAUUGAAAAGCUCCGAUUUCUUUCGACGUCUGCCAGAGCUACAAUUAGCCUGGAAACCCCAAUUGGCAGAGAUGGCAAGGAGUCGAACGCUACGCUCGGGUCUUUCAUCGUCUGGGAAGGGGACACCCCAGAGGAAUCCACCAUGAAAUCACUUCUUCGUGAGGAUCUGGAGAAUGUUUUGAACACCCUCAGUCCGAGGGAACGUGAUGUAGUCAGGAUGAGAUACGGUUUUGAUGAUGGCAAAAUGAAGACGUUGGAGGAGAUUGGGUGCCUAUUCGCCGUGACUCGCGAAAGAAUUCGCCAAAUCGAGGCCAAGGCCUUGAGAAAAUUGCGACACCCCAACCGCAACGCAGUGCUUCGGGACUACGUUUACGACGAGAAGUAG
Chondrus crispus (carragheen) is the source of this 1245-nucleotide messenger RNA. RefSeq lists its product as hypothetical. Gene Ontology annotation, molecular function: sigma factor activity; DNA binding. The transcript has a single exon. The record is from RefSeq and is a predicted model, not a curated record. Bases 1 to 1245 code for a protein of 414 amino acids. NCBI's taxonomy places the organism in Eukaryota, Rhodophyta, Florideophyceae, Gigartinales, Gigartinaceae. Gene Ontology annotation, biological process: DNA-templated transcription initiation; regulation of DNA-templated transcription.